CCGGCGCCUCCUCCUCCCUCACAUCCAGUGGCGGCACCUCCUCCCCCACCCAAGACGUGCGAAAGCAACAAGUGUGGCGUACGUGGUGGUGUACAUACUAGCCGGGCCAGUAGAUAUAUGGUAAUAAAGCCUCGUUCAAAUGCUUUUGACGGCCAAAUCCAUCCACCUCGUCUAUAUAUAGAAGCAGGCAUACACAAGGUUUGUGUCUGUCCAUCCAUUUUACAGUAGCUCUGCUAGCUGGUAUAGCCAAGAACCAACACACCCAUUCCACCGCGCACGCGCAGGUAGAGGGAGGCUAGGUAGAUCGAGAUGGCCGCCGCAGGGAACCUCCCCCACCCAAGCCCCGCUACCCUGCUCAACGCCGUGCUGGACGAGUCGGCGAGCCUGGACGACCGGAACGCCCAGUGGACGGAGGAGGCCGCGCGCGAGCUGAGAAACAUCGCGGUCGCCGUCCGCGCCAACGCGCAGGCCAGGAACGUCGCCGGUGCCAGGGCCGAGCUCACGUCGACGGUUCAGCACCUGACGCCGCUCUUGUGUCACUUCAUGAGCGAAGGCGUGCAGAUGCGCAAGCUGCGGCGCAUGUUCCGCACGGCGGUGGGGGCGCCGAUGGUGCCGGCGGCCGCGCCCGACCUGCCGCCAUUUUUCCGUGUGGGAGAUCAAUGCAUGUCGCAGGCGGAGAUCAGCAAUGGGAUCCUCCGCAACACAUCAGAGAGCAUGUCCGGAAGGGUCAACGCGGCGCUGACGCUGUUGGACGUGGUGGAGGCCGGGGCGACCAACCCCGACGAGGUCUGGGGCACCGUCAAUGAGCACCUGGAGGAGGUCACCACCUACACGGAGAUGAUGGUGGCUCAGCACACCGCACUGGUCCUCCACAUGCGAUGCGUGGUGAUGAGCAUCGCGGCCGGCGUCCGCCUCUACGUGCCCGCCUAAGACAUGCAAGCCCCUCCUCCGGUCCAAGCAGAGGCAGCAGAUGCGGUGAUCGUCGGAAGCAUCAGGGCCGGCCGGAGGGAGGAGCGGAGAGUCAGUCCAGUCCUGCCGUCGGUCUUAAUUACUACUCCUAUAGUAGUUAUCUCCGUGUCAACAGCCUAGUAGUAGUAGUAGUAGUAGUAAUCCUCCUGUUGAUGGUGGUGGUGGCAGCAUUGUAUCAGAGUCAGUCUAGUCCGGUUUGUUUGUUUGUUUGUUAGCUCUUCAGAGUCAGUUGUGGUGGUGGUCGGUCAACGCAUACUAGUUAGUAGUAGUUGUUGCAGCAGCUGUUGCUUGUAAUGCGUUGGUGUAUCAGAGUCAAGUUACCACUCCAGUUUCAGUCGAUUAUUAUGCGUAGUAACUAUCGCCGUCUUUCAUUA
Molecule: messenger RNA, 1343 nt
Organism: Triticum aestivum (bread wheat)
Lineage: Eukaryota; Viridiplantae; Streptophyta; Magnoliopsida; Poales; Poaceae
Exons: 3
Coding region: 310-930 (206 amino acids)
Source: RefSeq, a predicted model, not a curated record